AUGAAAAUGGCAUCUCCAUAUGAAACUAAAAACAACUUUGAAGUAGGUACAUCUCAGCCAUCUGGUCCAGCAUGCCCCAAAAAUGUAAAAGAUUUUGAGGACAUCAAGGGACACACUUCAGAGGCUGUGUUUCAUCAGACUAGGGCAUUAGGGAAAUUGAAGGAAAGUGGAGAUGAUUAUAUAUCUGCUUCUAUAAAUGGAAAACAGAACUCCUCCUUUCUCAUCGAAGAUGAAAAACAAGCUUCGUCUGACAACAACAUACCCAAGAGGAUGGAGAAUGGUUAUCCUCCUCCAGUCGUCUCUCAUCAGCUAGAGGAAGUCUUGUCGGUGGCCAUGUUUAAUGACUGUGAAAAAUCGUUACCAGGGAAAAUUACAACACAGGACUUCUCUAGCACAGUAGAAGUCUUAAAGCCAGCCAAAGGCAAAUUUAUUAGAGAAGUCAAAUGUGGGACUUUCAAUGUGCAAGUGGAAACCACAGAAAACACUUUCUGUAAAACAGGAGCACAGUUCCUCACAAAAAGGCGAUGUCCAACAUGUCACCAACAGUAUUCCAUCCAGCAAGUAUGGAGAGCCUCCAAAUCUCGGCGUCGCUUCUCGAAAUACAGGUCUGUAUGGGCAGAAGAAUUCAAACAUAGGGUUCCCUCUACACAAGUAAGAGAGAUUUCUAGAAGUGAGGUCCCUUCAAUGAACAUAAGCAUUGUAGGAAAAGAAAUUGUGGUUAAAUACGUAAGUAAAGAACAGAACAUAUCCAUCAAUGUAUCUCAUCUUAAAAGCAUAGGAAAAUCGGCAAAACGUAGCAGAGGUUCCUUGAAUCACACCACGAAUGGACCCCGUGAGUCUCCUUCACAGCCUGGCAUAAAUCUCGUGGAAAAACAGAGGCCUGGAAACCAGAACCAGAAUUCAGAGGCUUUGCCUGAUGCUCCCUGUAGUGUGAAUACUGACCAGAAAAAGAAUUCAGACACAGUCGUGGCUUCUCUAAGCUCACCUCCCAGGAGAGAGACAAAGAAACCCAGCACACCACCUUCGGCCCUGAGUGACUCUGAAGAGAGAGAUUCUGAUACCUCUCAGCAGAAGGUCUUACAAAUGACUCAAGACAAGCCCCUGGGGCUGCACGGCUUCACAGCUGACACUUGCCUUCCUCCCUCUUCGGAAACCUUAAGGAUCACAAGUUUAAGUAAUGGGGAUUUAAGUAAAAUGUCUUUUGAGGAUUGUAGGGAUGUGGAUGAAGAGAGAAAAAGCAGCUCUGAUGUCAGGGAAAAUAUCACCUCAGAAUCCCAAGUACCGCUCUGCACAGCAGGAACAAAUGGUCCCCUAAGUGCCAUGGGCGGCAUGCUUCCCGUUCAAGAUGCCUCAGAAUCUGAGUUUUGUCCUUUGUCUUGUUUAACCUUGCAGCUCUUGGGAGAAAAAGCAGAAAGCAUUGGCUGCAGAGGUGACAGAACUCUGCCAGGAGAAGGCUAUGAGAGCUCAAAUUCUAUAUCCUCUGUCAGCAAAGAGGCUACAAAAGCUUCUCCUUUACUCAGUCCAUCUCACUGGGGCACCAGAUGCUCAAAACCCGGAGAGACUCCUGGGAGCACAUUUUCCUGUAGCCAAUACAUUGAGUUUGAGACAGAGCAAGAGAAAGUACAUUGUAGAGAUAUUCACAAGGCUGUUUUGCAUAGCAACUCUUCUGCAAACACACAACCGCUAGAAAGGAAGACCCCACGGAGUCCCGCUGUCAGGACCGCAUCCUGCAGCAGUCUAAUCUCGAAGAGCUCACUUCAUGGCGAUAUUCGCAGCUCUGUGGAAUGGGAUCAAACGGAGGGUCAUGCACGUCAUGUAGGGAGGGCAGGCCUCAGCAGAACGGAAGUGCCAGCCGCGGCCUUCGUAACUGAUGAGCUAGAACAGAGACUCACUACUCAAAAUGACAAAGAAGGCACAGUUGAUUCUAACUCUCCCGUGGCAAUACAAAACCCUGGAGAGUCGACCAGCUGUCUGGAAAACGUCGAAGACGACACAUGCCAGGCUCCAGCCGUGGUGGAGAAUGCAUGCCACCAAGAUUUCGAAGACUUAACUAGUGAGAAUCAAAAUGAAGUCGGCUCUCAAAUGAAAUUUGCCCAAAACUCUACUGAGUCUGCCUGUGUCGGACACACUACAGAAAAGCUGUUUCUUCUUGAUAAGACACUAACCAGUGAUGAAGACCCAACCAGUAAUGGAGACCGCGACAUCUGUGGACUGAGCAACUUCCGACAGGAGCCAGCAGAGUGCCAAAGGACCGUGCCAACGGUGCACCCUGAGGAAAAUGGAAAUGAAAGGACCUUCACAGAAGCUUCCUACCACCCUGUGGACAUACCGUUGUCACCUCAGAAGCAUAAGGCCCUCAAAGAUCAGAAUUUGGAGAUCAAUAACCCCCGGAAGCUCUCACAGGAAUUGGCUCUAAGGGGCGGAAGAGCCAGCGAUGGUUCCCAGGAAGAAGCAAUAGACCAGUGGGCUAGAAGGAGGCAGCAGUUCAAAGACGGCAAGAGAUGCAGCUCAGCUGGGGGCAGUUCUGUCAUCAGCAACUUCACUGAAGGCUCCGUCACCUCAGACGAUGCCCCUUCUGUGGAUUUUGGCUUUCGGGGAGUUGAUAUUGAAGAAAAAGGAUUCUACACAGAGAAUUUCCAUUCAACGGCAUGGGUUUUCCGAGGUGAUGAUGGGAAUCCCGAAGACAGCCCCAGGUGUCUUAGUAAAAAGCCAAGACCAGUAGCUGUUCGUGAGCGGACUGUGAGACUAUUCAAAGGAACCGGAGAUUAUCCCUGGGGAUUCCGGAUUCAGUUCUCCAAACCAAUCGUGGUAACCGAAGUGGAUACCAACAGCGCUGCUGAGGAAGCCGGACUCCAGAUCGGAGACGUGGUGCUGUCUGUCAAUGGCACUGAGGUCACCAGUGUUGAGCAUGCAGAAGCUGUGCACCUUGCAAAGAAAGGUCCAGACAUCUUGACUAUGGUUGUGGGAUCCGACAUCAGCCGCUGUCCUAAUACCCCGUGGCCCACCUGCCGGGGUUACCUGCAUAAGAGGACUCACUCCGGCUUCGUGAAGGGCUGGAGGAAGAGGUGGUUUGUGUUGAAGCACGACGGCUUUCUCCUCUAUUACAAACACAGAAAGGAUGAAGGGAAGUGGCCACCUGUAGAUGUAAUAAAAUUAGAAGGAGCAGAAGUUGAUAUCGACAACAGCUUGGGAAAACCAUUUGUGUUUAACUGCAUGCCUCAGUCCGGAAGUAAAACAUUCUGCCUCUGUGCGACUUCAAACCAGGAGAUGAAGAGGUGGCUUGAGGCAAUGCAGAAAGCAGCCCGUCCUGUCCGCCAGAACCACGUCUGGGAAGAUGUCACAGCGCACAACAGCAGCCUCCCGCCUCUGGCUAUCAAGCACCCUGAAUGUCUGGGCCUUCUGCACCAGCUGGAGAAAAGCACUGAUGUAUGGAUCCAACACUACUGCAUCCUGAAGGAUGGCUGCUUGUACUUCUAUGCUAGCAUCCGCUCUACUCAGGCGUCUGGUGGCCUCUACCUACAAGGGUACAGCGUGAGCGAGCAAACCCACGGCUUUGAGCAGCCGGUGAUUGAGCUCAGACCUUCAUCCGAGGAGUUCAAGACUUUCUACUUCUGUGCAGAAAAUAAAACAGAAAAUCAGCGCUGGAUUGCAGCUUUGAAAACAUCUAUCAAAAAAUGGCUUCCUUUGGACCAAGCUAUUCAGGAGUUCAUGAAUCGACCUCUAGAGGAGACCAGAAUGUGAAGAAACUUGAACUAAAAAGACAGAUUCCAUGAGGCUGCUCCCAGCUUGAGGAAAGAGGCAAGGCAUUUCUCUCCAGUGUCCUGAAUCACAGUUGUUCAAAUGAAUCUACUCCUUACGUUCGUAAAUCUUGGAGCAACUUCCUGAUAUCAGUGUUCGAGUGCUGCACUUAUGUCAAACCUCUGAGACUUACAUUUGCAUCUGCAUAGCUUAGUCCCCUCUUUCUAGCCCUUGAAAGCAUAAAUAAACAUGUAUUUGUCUUAUUUUU
This is a messenger RNA of Rattus rattus (black rat), 4006 nucleotides long. RefSeq lists its product as uncharacterized. The record is from RefSeq and is a predicted model, not a curated record. Gene Ontology annotation, molecular function: protein binding. The transcript has 12 exons. The coding region runs from base 1 to 3741 and encodes 1246 amino acids. Lineage: Eukaryota; Metazoa; Chordata; Mammalia; Rodentia; Muridae.